AUGAAUUUGGAGGAAACAAAGCAUCGAGGCAGAAACUUCAUUCGCAAACUUCUUGCCCAUUUUUACAUCCAGGGCCCUCAUGUCCAUCACGUCUGUCUUGUUCAUGAGCCUCUCGGAACGAGUGCAGAUCUUCUGGUCAAGAUGUCUCCCGGGCAGGCAAUGACCCUUGAUGACCUGAAGCCACCAAUGCGACAGCUAUUUAUCGCCUUAGAUUACCUACAUUCGGAGUGUCACAUCAUGUCAUGCAUACCGACACGAGCUAUCUUUCCCGAUUCGAAGAGGCUGAGGUCUUUGGGAUUCCUUCCAAGGGGUGGGCUGCCACUUCUCACUGAUUUCGGGGAAGCUCGAUUGGGUGAUAAGGAGCACAAUGAUGAUAUCAUGCCGAACGUUUACAGAGCUCCAGAAGUAAUUUUAAAAUCGAACUGGAGCUACAAGGUGGAUAUCUGGAAUGUCGCCAUGGUCGCCUGGGACAUCGUUAGCCCUCGCACCCUUAUCAAUGGCAAAAACACAGAUGGCAUAUUUGAUGAUCGGGUUCAUAUGGCAGAACUGGUUGCCCUGCUAGGCCCUCCGUCACCCGAAUUCCGGGAACAGAGACAGCUCAGUUCGGUCUUCUGGGAUGAGUCGGGCAACUGGAAGGACGUAUCCCCGAUUCCAGACAUUACUCUCGAGAGCCUGGCUGAGAAGGUUCAAGGAGAAGACAAAGAAGGGUUUUUGAGUUGGCUACGGAUGGCCCUGCAGUGGAACCCCGAGGACCGGCCGACGGCUCUAGAACUCUUAUACGACGAGUGGCUGACGAAGGGACUAGGGGACUGA
This is a messenger RNA of Penicillium egyptiacum, 813 nucleotides long. The record is from the annotation of a GenBank genome assembly. Lineage: Eukaryota; Fungi; Ascomycota; Eurotiomycetes; Eurotiales; Aspergillaceae.